CCCGGUUCUUGUUCAUAUGGUUCUAACCCGUUUCUCUAACACAUGGCUCCGCUUAGCUCGAAGUACCCCGUCUAACCGGCCACGCCACUGUGUCAAUUCUCAAAUUCAUUUCCUUUUUCUGAUUCUGCAAUGCAAAGGGUAUCUUCAACCUCCAAAAUUUGGAGAACCAUAGCAUCCAAUGCCAGAAAAAACCUCUUUCACUUCAAUGAUCCCUGUUACCGUUCUUUCACUACGGUUUCCCCCGCAUUAACUUCCCAGAGAUUGCACCAACCGGAACUCCCCUGCGAUUUUCGGAAAUGGGGUUCGCUUGGAUUCUGCAGGACGUCAAGAUUCGCCACUGGCUUCAACCCUUUGCAACUCAAGCCGUUGGAUUCUAUUGUAGAUAUUGAGAGGCUCAAGGAUCGGGAUCCUGAAAAUAUCACUUCCAUUUGGGAUGAUUAUCACAUAGGUAGAGGUCAUAUUGGAGCAUCUAUGAAAGCAAGUCUUUAUCACUUGCUAGAGCAUAGAGCUAAAGAAUGCCGAUAUUUUGUCAUUCCUUUGUGGAGGGGAAGUGGUUAUAUAACAAUGUUUGUUCAAGUUCAGACGCCACACAUGCUUUUUACCGGUCUUGAAGAUUACAAGGCUAGAGGAACACAAGCAUCUCCCUACUAUACUGUAUCCUUUUACACAGAAUUUGCAGAGAGCAAGGACUUGGUACUGAUACGUGGGGAUGUUGUUUUUACCAGCAAGCUGACUGACUCGGAGGCAAAAUGGCUUGUGGAAACUGCUCAGUCUUUUUAUUUGAAUGAUGUGAGGUACAAACUAGUCGAGAGAUUCAAUAAAGAUCCAAGUGAAUUUGAGUUCAAGGAUGUCUUGCGAGCAUUGAACAUGCCUAUCUUAUAACCAUUUUCAAUUGGACAGCUUCUGAACUAAUUUAUAGCAAUCAAGCAAAAGUUGAAAGAGUUGUUUAGAACGAGGAUAAGUUGGGAAUAAGGAAAAGGAGGAGACAAAAAGGGAAUGUCAUAGAAUGUUGGGAGAGGGAUUUUUCAUAUGUUGUAUUCAAAUUAUUUUUUUGUUGUUUUUCCUUCAUGGUACGAUCAGGAGAGUCUUGAUCCGAACUUUCUAUUGCAGUCUUAGAACCAGUCUUUGUUUUCCUUUUUUGCUGAACAUUCAUUUUCUAGUUUCAAUAAGGAGAUAUUUGAUUCAAAUUUUGGUUGAA
Medicago truncatula (barrel medic) is the source of this 1198-nucleotide messenger RNA. Its product is annotated as ATP synthase mitochondrial F1 complex assembly factor 1. The record is from RefSeq and is a predicted model, not a curated record. NCBI's taxonomy places the organism in Eukaryota, Viridiplantae, Streptophyta, Magnoliopsida, Fabales, Fabaceae. Bases 130 to 882 code for a protein of 250 amino acids. Gene Ontology annotation, biological process: mitochondrial proton-transporting ATP synthase complex assembly. Gene Ontology annotation, cellular component: mitochondrion. The transcript has 4 exons.